AAUAGCCAACCAUUGUUAGUUUCUGCAAGUCGUCCCUACUCCUCCGGAUGUGGUCAAGGUGACAGCUGGGAAUGAGUCAGAAGAGGGAGAAAAGCCAUUUGGGAGUGUUUUCUGAGAGUGCAAGUAAUGUAAUUUUUGAACUGAAAUCAACAUCUGAAAUUUCCAAAGAGCAGAAGUCAUUUCCUGGUCGUUACCCAUGCCCUAUGUGUUCAUAUACUGCAGACUAUCUUAGCCGCCUUAAAAGACAUCUUGUGACUCAUACUGGAACCUUUUCUGAAAGAAUGAAUAAUAUGCUUACACAAAUGCAUCCAGUAUCCAAUGUUUCAACCAACUUCGUAACUCGAGUAAAGGAAAAUAAUUCCUUUUUUGAACAUUAUCAGUGCCCCAUGUGUUCCUAUACUGCAGCCUUUUACAGCAUUCUUAAACGACAUAUUUUGACUCAUACUGGGGAACGCCCAUAUAAAUGCUCCAUUUGUCAUAAAGGUUUCACACAGAAGGAAAACCUGAAGAGACACAUGAUUACUCUUCACAAAAUUACAUUAUUAUAGUUUUUUUAAAUCAUGAAUAAGGUGAAGGAGAAAGUAGCAUUUUAUUUAAUAUUUUUGUUUUAUCCAAAAAAUUAGAAUUGUGCAUACAGUUGUACCCCCGUAUCCGCUGUUUCUCACUAAUAUGCGGUUCAGAGUGACACAGAGACAAAAUAUCAGUUGGUUUUUAUAAAUUGUCAAUUUCAAAAUGCAAGAGAAGUGAUAAAAUUCAUCACACUGGCAAAGAUUGAUUCUUCAAACACACACAGUUUCCAUACAUGUGCACUAUCUUUUGGCACCAAUGUAGCUAGAUACAAAAAAUGAAGAUGUUUACUGCAGAAUUUUAUAUGUAUUUUUAGGUUAAAGAAAACCCCUCAAAAUUUGAUGGUUUGAUUGAGUACCCUAACUUGAGAGUCAUAAAUAUGUUUGUGAGGAUUUUGGCUAUCACUGGUUGCAGUAUUAUUUGACUCACCUUUUAUUUCCAUAUACAUAAUUAUUAUUCAACUUUUUUUCUGCUCUUACUUAUAGCAUUCAUCUCAUUCUCAUCAAUAACACAUUAUUGCAACUUUCUUGCUUUUUAAAGUUUUAUUUACUUUAUUAAGAAUUUAUUUACAUUCUUAUUUUAUAUGGGCUUGAAAAUAUAACAGACAUACUGCAAGUGUGUUGAAACUAGUAUGCUAUUGGUGCUAGAAAACUAAAUAUUCUUUUCUUCUACUGACUUUUGAAGCUGUAUGUUAUGCUAUAUACAACAGCAUUUUUUUAUUUUGCCCUGGUUUUUCACAGAUUAAGUUAAAAUAUUAGAAUUCUUUAAUUUCAUUGUACAAGAGCAAUUAUAUUCCCAUACACAAUGUAAUUCACAUUAUUUUGUUUAACAAUAUAAUUUAUAAUGCAUUUUUGAGCACAGAGUUAUUAUAACAUUAUUUUAUGUUGGUAAAGUUUUACUUCCUUAGCUUAUCAGAUAAAUUUAAACAUUUUGUGUUACAUGAAUGCCUUGUUUUAAAUAGUUUUCACUAUUAUCUGCAGUUUCAUGUAUAUGCGGCUAUGUUUUGAAACCUGCGGAUACAGAGGCACUUCUGUACAUUGAAAAGUUGGCUGUAUUUCUUAUUAUGUUAAAUUGUACAUUAUAUAUAUAUAUGGGUGUGUGUGUGUGUGUGAUAAAUCUUAAUUUUUAAAAUUAUAUUGAGAUUAUUUUUUGAAGGAUUAGUUCCUAUAAAUGUGAAGAACAGUUUUUCUUACCAAGUUGUGUAGUUUGUGUAUUAUAUAUUAGAAAAAAUCAGGCAUCAAUUAAAUUUUGAAAGUCGUAUUGUAAUAUUUAAUAUUAUUUUUACUUUGAAAAUUACUUAUAUUUUUUAUUUUCCUUUUCUUUUCUCUCACUCCCCCUCCUGUAAUAUUAAUUUCACAAGCAACGAAAAAUUAAAUUUGAUGUAUAUGGAGUUUGUAUUCCUAAAAUGUUUUUUAACUUAUCAAAGGGCUAUUAUAAAAUAUCUCAGAAAGUGCCAUGAAAAAGGUUUUUUUCUUCCUUACAAAAAGAGGUUUUUUAUGCAGUUUCUUUUUUAUUUUAAAUUUUAUAAAGUUCCAAAAUUUGAAGAAAUUUGAAAUAAUAUGUGCAUCAUGAUGUCUUUUUAAUGAUUUCCAAUUGUGUUGUCAAUAUUUCAAAUAUCGUGACCUUAUAAUCCACAGCAUUAUUAAAAAACACUUUAUAGAA
Stegodyphus dumicola is the source of this 2229-nucleotide messenger RNA. Its product is annotated as zinc finger protein 131-like. NCBI's taxonomy places the organism in Eukaryota, Metazoa, Arthropoda, Arachnida, Araneae, Eresidae. The record is from RefSeq and is a predicted model, not a curated record.